Coregonus sp. 'balchen' is the source of this 3113-nucleotide messenger RNA. Lineage: Eukaryota; Metazoa; Chordata; Actinopteri; Salmoniformes; Salmonidae. The record is from the annotation of a GenBank genome assembly.
AUGCUCAGGUAAGAGAGCACGGUAGGAGUGUGGAAUACUGCUGUUGCUUCAGUACUGGAUCCAGUCUGUAGUAGUUAGUAGGAUGCACGUCUCCAUUAGAAUGGUUUUCUGGUGUUUUCCUUAGACCUUUACAUAUAGUGGUAGUGCAUAAACUGUAAGCAAGCAUCCUAAUGAAACUGUAUGUUUCCUAUCCCUGCAGUAACCAGACAGCAUGGAGGAAGGCCAACCUGGCCAGUAAACUGUCCCUAGACAAUCUGGAGAAGGAAUCUCUUCUCUAUGGAGGAGAUAGUGAACUUAGACAAAGGUAAACAGAUACCUGCUGUUUCUAGAUACUCUGCUGUAGUGUUUCACUGUGUGUUUAUACUUUCUGUCUUAUUGUUGUCUGUUACUCUGAAGAUUUAGAAUGUCUUUGUUAUUUUUUCCUCCAAUCAGGAAGGUUACCAAAGAGGGGCUGGCCCAGACGUCCAGUGACAUCACUGAGAGCCUGAUGAGCAUCAGCCGGAUGAUGUCACAGCAGGUGACACAGAGCGAGGAAACCAUGACGACGCUGGGUGAGUGGCGCCUCCUAGAGUACAGAGUGUGAAUCAUAUCGGUGUCUGUGUUUCUGAGAUGACAGUAGUGUUUAUAAUUUCGGUCCCUAAGCCCGUCCCCUAGCUCCAUUUCCCUUCAGUGUUUGCAAAUCUGAAAUAACUAGAUGAGUGAGAUGUAGUGGUAAAAAUAUAAAAAGUGGGUAAAUGCUGAUCGCCUUUCACAAUGAAUAAAGUAAUGCUCCCUAUAUUUACAAUGCACUUUUUUGCAAUAGGUGCGUAAACGUUUGAGCAACAUAAAAAAGGUGCGUAAAUGCCGUUUGCGUGUGUUUAUCUUCCACUGCACCACUGGUGAGAACAAUAUGGAGAUGGUUCCACCAUUUCGUAUGUAUAUACUAUAUUCUACUGUAUUUUAGUCAAUGCCACUCCGACAUUGCUCGUCCUAAUAUUUAUGUUUCUUAAUUCCAUUAUUUUAGAUUUGUAUGUAUUGUUGUGAAUUGUUAGAUACUGCUGCACUGUUGGAGCUAGGAACACAAUAACCCUCAAUAACAUCUGCUAAAUAUGUGUAUGUUUAUGUGACCAAUAAAAUUUGAUUUGAUUUUGAUUUGGAAAGCCAUCAAAUUGGAGCACCCAAGGACUGUUUCUCAGUUGCUUUAUUCAAAUAAAAACAUACAGUGCCUUCGGAAAGUAUUCAGACCCCUUUACUUUUUUCUCAUUUUGUUACGUUACACCCUUAUUGUAAAAUGGAUUAAAUAAAUACAAAUCCUCAGCAAUCUACACACAAUACCCCAUAAUGACAAAGCAAAAACAGGUUUUUAGACAUUUUUAGAAAUGUACUACAAAUAAAAAACGGAAAUACCUUGUUUUACAUAAGUAUUCAGCCACUUUGCUUUGAGACUCAAAAUUGAGCUCAGGUGCAUCCUGUUUCCGUUGAUCAUUCUUGAGAUGUUUCUACAACUUCAUUGGACUCCACCUGUGGUAAAUUCAAUUGAUUGGACAUGUUUUGGAAAUACACACACCUGUCUAUAUAAGGUCCCACAGAUGACAGUGCAUGUCAGAGCAAAAACCAAGCCAUGAGGUCGAAGGAAUUGUCCGUAGAGCUCCAAGACAGGAUUGUGUCGAGGCACAGAUCUGGGGAAGGGUACCAAAACAUUUCUGCAGCAUUGAAGGUCCCCAAGAACACAGUGGCCUCCAUCAUUCUUAAAUGGAAGAUAUUUGGAACCACCAAGACCCUUCCUAGAGCUGGCCGCCCGGCCAAACUGAGUAAUCGGGGGAGAAGGGCCUUGGUCAGGGAGGUGACCAAGAACCUGAUGGUCACGCUGACAGAGCUCUAGAUUUCCUCUGUGGAGAUGGGAGAACCUUCCAGAAGGACAACCAUCUCUGCAGCACUCCACCAAUAAGGCCUUUAUUGUAGAGUGGCCAGACGGAAGCCACUCCUCAGUAAAAGGCACAUGACAGCCCGCUUUGGAGUUUGCCAAUAGGCACCCAAAGACUCUCAGACCAUGAGAAAUAAGAUUAUCUGCUCUGAUGAAACCAAGAUUGAACUCUUUGGCCUGAAUGCCAAGCGUCACGUCUGGAGGAAACCUGGCACCAUCCCUACGGUGAAGCAUGGUGGUGGCCGCAUCAUGCUGUAGGGAUGUUUUUCAGUGGCAGGGACUGGGAGACUAGUCAGGAUCGAGGAAAAGAUGAACGGAGCAAAGUACAGAGAGAUCCUUGAUUUAAAAAAAUACCUGCUCCAGAGUGCUCAGGACCUCAGACUGGGGCGAAGGUUCACCUUCCAACAGGACAAUGACCCUAAGCACACAGCCAAGACAACGCAGGAGUGGCUUUGGGACAAGUCUCUGAAUGUCCUUGAGUGGCCCAGCUAGAGCCCGGACUUGAAGCCGAUCAAACAUCUCUGGAGAGACCUGAAAAUAGCUGUGCAGCGACGCUCCCCAUCCAACCUGACAGAGCUUGAGAGGAACUGUAGAGAAGAAUGGGAGAAACUCCCCAAAUACAGGUGUGCCAAGCUUGUAGCGUCAUAUCCAAGAAGACUCGAUGCUGUAAUCGCUGCCAAAGGUGCUUCAACAAAGUACUGUGUAAAGGGUCUGAAUACUUAUGUAAAUUUGAUAUUUCUGUUUUUUAUUUCUAAUAAAUUAGCAAACAUUUCUACAAACCUGUUUUUGCUUUGUCAUUAUGGGGCAUUAUUGUGUGUAGAUUGAUGAGGGAAAAUAACAAUUUAAUCAAUUUUAGAAUGAGGCUGUAACGUAACAAAAUGUGGAAAAAGUCAAGGGGUCUGAAUACUUUCCGAAGGCACUGUAAGCAGCUGACACAUUUCAACAGUCGACUAUUUGAUAUGUCCAGACACAAAGUAUUUGCCAAAGCCUAGUGUGGACUCUCUUCUCCGUAGCAACCUCGUCUCAGGCGGUCGUGGAGACCAACGAUGAGUUUAAGGCCAUGACCGGAACCAUCCAGCUGGGGAGAAAACUCAUCACUAAGUACAACCGCAGGGAGCUCACUGACAAACUGCUCAUCUUCCUCGCACUCGCACUCUUCCUCGCCACGGUCUUCUACAUCCUCAAGAAGAGAUUCUUCUUCUUCCUCUAG